Ceraceosorus guamensis is the source of this 1967-nucleotide messenger RNA. Its product is annotated as zf-DHHC-domain-containing protein. The record is from RefSeq and is a predicted model, not a curated record. Gene Ontology annotation, cellular component: endoplasmic reticulum; Golgi apparatus. The coding region runs from base 94 to 1878 and encodes 594 amino acids. Gene Ontology annotation, biological process: protein targeting to membrane; peptidyl-L-cysteine S-palmitoylation. The transcript has 2 exons. NCBI's taxonomy places the organism in Eukaryota, Fungi, Basidiomycota, Exobasidiomycetes, Ceraceosorales, Ceraceosoraceae. Gene Ontology annotation, molecular function: protein-cysteine S-palmitoyltransferase activity.
UUGCCUGCUGCACCUUUCUGCAUCUCAGAAGUACCAGCAAGGCCAGCUUGAAGAGUUUACAAAACUACAUCUGCGAGCUCUGGCGCCUGCAAGAUGGCACGCUCGAUCCGACUUGGUGCGCAGGGCGCAGGUGCAAGUCGACCUCGAAGUCGAGCUCAAAGGCUUCUCUCCAUCCUCGCCUUCAGCCCGUUCAUCCUCGUCCAAUCCCUUUUUCUAUUUGCCUGGAUCACGUUGCUCCGCAUGCAUCUCAAUCGUGACUGGUCCCGAGCCAAUUCCAUCUUCUUUCUAUUCAUCGACACUACGCUUUCCACCUUUUUUGUCGGCUCUGCCGCGGGCUGCUUCGCGAUUGCGGUGUUCAAGAAUCCUGGGACGCCAAAGUGGGAUCAGGAGACCGAUGUGGAGGGAGGACGAGAAAGAAGCCUCCCAGCUCGUGAAGUAGAGCGAGAACGGGAUGGCGAGGCUGAGGCUGGUGCUCAGCAGAAUAGCCGUCAUCCAGGUAUCGAGGUGGAAACUGAAGAGGAAGUAGAAGGCGACGGGGAAUUUGAAGGACCCAAUGCACCUUUGCUCUCAGCACCUGAAGGCUCGGUAGAUGCCAGGGGCAUGCUGGCCAUGCGUCUCAUGCCUGGUGCACCUCGCCUACCUUCCCGCACUGGCCUGGUGCAACUCGAAGAGACGCUGCAGAGAGCGGGUGCGAGGGGACAGAAGAAGACCACAGCACGGCUGGGUAACCUGCAGGUCAAGAGCAGCACAGGUCAACAACGAUGGUGUGCCAAGUGCAAUGCGCCCAAACCUGACAGAGCUCAUCAUUGCUCCACUUGCGGCGUGUGCAUAUUGAGGAUGGAUCAUCAUUGUCCCUGGUUAGCUUCGCGCUGCGUAGGUCUACGCAACCACAAGGCCUUUUUCCUCUUUCUCUUCUACACCUGUCUGCUUUGCCUAUGGACGAGUCAGGCAACAGCACGAGCUCUGUUGGACUACGUCUCCAGUGAAAAGGAUGGAUUUGAAAACUCUCCCUUGAGCUGGGCCAUACUCUUCUUUAUCGCAUUUGUGUUUGGUAUCGCCUUGAUCCCAUUUGCGGGCUAUCAUGCUUGGCUCAUCUGCAGAAACAAGACCACGCUAGAGUCGAUGGAAGGAAGCGGAAGGGUGCGGCUACAAGCGCAACGUGCGCCAGGCAGAGAGAGCGUCACGGAGAGGCUCAGAAGGCUAGCUGCUGAGGAUGAAGAUCACAGGCCAGAGGAACACUCGACCGGCCAGACCUCAUCCGACCAGUCGGGACAGGAGCGGAACAAUGAAGAGUUGACGAGAGAAGAGAGGAAGGCGUUGAAACGAGCGGGCAAGCUCAACAUUUACGACUUGGGCGCCUCGGAGAAUUGGAAGUUCAUGAUGGGUCGACGAUGGUUCAUGUGGUUCGUGCCUACCGGAGAACCAGACUCGGACGGGCACGCAUAUGCGGUCAACGAUAUCACGCUCGCUGAAUUGAGGAGGAUCACUUCUUCGAUCCGGCAAAGAGGAGCAUCGACGCCCGCCAACGCUUCUUCAAGCUUAUUUCACAUUUCCUCUAUCCGAGGCAAGGCACGAGAAUCGCCUCUUCAUUCUUCCCGCAACAAGGUUCAAAGCAAUCCCCUCUCGGACUCGCCUGGUCCCGCUGCGACGCGUCAACCACGCGGUCCUGCGAGGAGCGCUCAUGGCGUCGUAGAGUGGGGCGCUCCACCUAGAAAAGAUUUCGUGCUUUACGAUGUCAACGAUUCGGACGACGAAGGUGGAGGUCUGGGAACACCAGGCGAAGCGGACGAGGUAUCGGUUUCCCUUUCACGCGAUCCUUUUGCGCCCGCGACCGACGAUCACCAGACAUCUGUGGGAGGGGACAAUGUUUGGAGGUGACAUUCGAUGGUUUUCUUGCGCACGUGUUUUGCCCUUUGCACGGGACACGAAGCCUUGAUCGAUGCGCCGAACCCCGAGCUUUCGAAUUG